AUGAUCUACCUCGCCCUCAUAGCGGUGGUGACGCUGCUGGUGCUGUUUGUCCGACAGCGCUACAACUACUGGAAGGUGCGUGGGGUGCCGUACCAUCCAGUGUUCCCAGCUGGGAACGUGUGGGGACUGGGAACGCGUCUUCACCUGUCCGAGGUGCUUCAAAAGUGCUACGAAAAACUCAAGGGAAAGGGUCCCUUCGGUGGGGUGUACUUCUUCCUGGGACCGACAGUGCUGGCCACCGAUUUGGACUUUAUAAAAACGAUUCUGGUGAAGGAUUUCCAGUACUUUCACGAUCGUUCGUUUUACUACAACGAAAAGGAUGACCCGCUGACGGGACAUCUGUUCACGAUUGAGGGACAACGGUGGAAAAAUCUGCGUGCCAAGUUGACUCCAACGUUCACCUCUGGGAAGAUGAAGCUGAUGUUCCCGAUCGUGGCGGAUGUCGCAGCGGAGUUGAAAAAGUGUCUGGUUACGGAAAAAGAUGACGGUGGUGAAGUUGAGCUGAAGGAUGUUCUCGCCCGAUUUACGACGGACGUCAUUGGAAAGUGUGCCUUUGGGUUGGACUGUAAUAGUCUGGAAAAUCCCAACGCAGAGUUCCGUGAAAUGGGUCGAAAGAUCUUCACGACCACUCCGUUUUCUAUCAUUAAGCUGUUUUUCGUACAGCAAAUAAAACCCUUGGCUCGAAAACUUGGAGUUACCGUGCUCAACCAAGAAGUUACCAAAUACUUCUUAAAGGCCGUGAAGGAUACUGUUGAGUAUCGUGAAAGCAACAAUGUCGAACGAAAUGACUUUAUGAACUUGCUGAUCAAGCUGAAGAAUGCAGAACCCGUCGAUGAAGGAUCGUCACGAUCCAUGGAGAAACUUUCCCUCAAUGAGAUAUCAGCUCAAGCGUUCGUGUUUUUCUUCGCUGGAUUCGAGACGUCCUCAACCCUAAUGUCAUUCUGCUUGUACGAGCUGGCGAUGAACCAAGACCUUCAAGAUCGCGCCAGACAAAACGUACGAGAUGUCCUGAGUCAGCAAGGAUCGUUGACGUACGAAGCGAUUCAUGACAUGAAAUACCUGGAGAAUUGCAUUUUCGAAACCCUCCGAAUCUACCCGCCAGCAUCAAUCCUCUUCCGGACCGCAACCCAAGACUACCACGUCCCGAACACCGACUUUACCAUCGAAAAGGGAACCGCCACCAACAUUCCAGUGCUGGCGAUCCAUCGUGAUCCGGAGAUCUACCCGGAUCCGAUGAAGUUCGACCCGGAUCGGUUCAACGCGGACCAGGUCGCCAAACGGCACCCGUUUGCGUAUCUUCCGUUCGGGGAGGGUCCACGUGUUUGCAUUGGGAUGCGCUUUGCGCUGAUGCAAACUCGCGUCGGGCUGGCAACACUGCUGCAGAACUUCCGCUUCACGGUGUCGCCGCGGACGAGGAUUCCGGCGAAGAUUAAUCCCGCCAGUGGGAUUAUUAUGGCUGAGGGAGGGCUGUACCUGCAGGUGGAUCGAAUUGGUGACUGAUCAAGUGAGAUAAAAAGAUGAAAAUCGGAUUGAUUAUUAUUUAACUUUAAUCUUUGAAAAGCAAAUAAAAUUUGCUACUUGUUUGUAUGGUCAAUAAAGGAACACUUAAACCUCUUAAA
Culex quinquefasciatus (southern house mosquito) is the source of this 1619-nucleotide messenger RNA. Its product is annotated as probable cytochrome P450 6a14. Gene Ontology annotation, molecular function: heme binding; iron ion binding; oxidoreductase activity, acting on paired donors, with incorporation or reduction of molecular oxygen. Lineage: Eukaryota; Metazoa; Arthropoda; Insecta; Diptera; Culicidae. The record is from RefSeq and is a predicted model, not a curated record.